AUGACUUCAGACAUCUUAGGACCCUCUACAGCUGAAAUCCGCGAGAAUUUGGUUACGACGGCUGUCAAGUUCCUAUCAAAUCCGAAUGUACAGAGAUGUACUAUGGAGAGCAAGGAACGCUUUCUACGUUCUAAAGGCCUGACUGACGCUGAAAUAGCUAAGGCUAUAGAGAAAUGUGGGGAAUUCUUGGACGUACCUACGCUGACAUCGGAAUUAAUGCUGUUCAAUCACUCGAGAAGAUCGUGGUUCAGAGAAAGAAUUCUACCUCUCAUAGUGUAUGGCGGUGUUAUAUAUGGCUGCUAUUGGUUCUACAAGAACUGCAUCAGACAUUUACUGUUCGUGGAGGAAACAAAAAGAAAGACUACAGCUGAAUGUAUAGACGAGUUAAGGAAGUCUCUAGACGUUAUGAACACCAGCAUCAGCUCAUUACGAGGAGAGAUGCAGUCGUCAGUGAAACAGAAUACGCUUAGAGCACAGAUGGACAGCUUAAAGGCAGAUAUAGCAUCAGUUAAAGGGAUUCUAUUGAACAGGAAUCAAUUUCCUUCUCUCAAACGCACCGAGCCAUCGAUCCCAGCGUGGCAGAGACAAUCAGAAGAGGCUACAUCCACCGAGGUCCCUGAGACGAAGCAUCGCAGUCGCAGCCAGAGGUCAGAGUCCGGUGGUUCAAACUCCAGCGAGGGGGAACAGGCCACCAAGAACAGCGACAGUAGCUUGGAGAUCAUGUGA
Danaus chrysippus (African queen) is the source of this 726-nucleotide messenger RNA. The record is from the annotation of a GenBank genome assembly. Lineage: Eukaryota; Metazoa; Arthropoda; Insecta; Lepidoptera; Nymphalidae.